ACGUGCACUAGUGCUUUAAGUCCGAGCUCGUUCACAAAGAGAGCUGUUGCGAGGGGGAUAGCAUCGUGAACGCGUACGCAGGCAGACUGAUCAUUAGAGAAGUGUAGUCACGUCACGGAUCUGCAGCGAAAAAGAGAGAUGCUGAGGUGACAGUGAGAGAGGAGAAAGGGGGAUGAUUAGUUAAAUCUUAUUAUUCCUGCUGCUAAAUGAACAUGUCUGCGUAUGAAUAUCAGCAUCAGAACCAUCAGCACAUGGACAACGCACCCACUAUGGAAUUCCACUCGAUGUCUCAACAUUCCAUCAAGACAAACAUAAAGGAUUUUUUCUAACCACACCCGGCUCUUUUUGGAUCAAGGAUUGGAGCGGCCAAGGUUUCCUCAGAGUCCUGAUGCCAAGGCCAGUUUAGCCAGGAGGCUCGUAUUUGGCAGGAGUUCCAAGCAGAGGGAGACGCUCCGACAGAGCAGCUUUCCAUCGCCGGCGGCAUGAGUGCUGUGGCAGCGGAGCAAGCUGACAUUCUCAGUGUGCUUGUCGUGGUCAAGGAACGAUGGAAGGUGGCAAAAAAGAUCGGUGGCGGAGGCUUUGGGGAGAUCUAUGAGGCGCUGGAUCUGCUGAACAGGAGCAGUGUGGCUCUGAAGGUGGAGUCAGCCCAGCAGCCCAAACAGGUUCUCAAGAUGGAGGUGGCUGUACUGAAGAAGCUCCAGGGUAAGGACCACGUGUGUCGCUUCGUCGGAUGCGGCCGCAACGACCGCUUCAACUACGUGGUGAUGGAGCUCCAGGGGCGGAACCUGGCCGACCUGCGGAGGAGCAUGACCCGGGGCACCUUCACAGUCAGCACCACCCUGAGGCUGGGCCGACAGAUACUGGAGGCCAUAGAGAGUAUCCACUCUGUCGGCUUCCUGCACAGAGACAUCAAACCAUCCAAUUUCGCAAUGGGCCGUUUCCCCAGUACCUGCAGGACGUGCUACAUGCUGGACUUUGGUCUGGCGCGUCAGUUCACCAACUCGUGCCAAGAGGUCCGGCCGCCUCGGCCAGUAGCGGGGUUCAGGGGUACGGUCCGUUACGCUUCUGUCAAUGCACACAAGAACAAGGAGAUGGGUCGGCACGACGACCUGUGGUCUCUCUUCUACAUGCUGGUGGAGUUCAUGGUUGGCCAGUUGCCAUGGAGAAAAAUCAAAGACAAGGAGCAUGUAGGGAAGCUGAAAGACACGUAUGACCACCGGCUCAUGCUAAAACACCUGCCUGCCGAGUUCACUGUCUUCCUGGAUCACAUCGCUGGUCUGGAUUACUUCACAAAACCAGACUAUCAGCUGCUGAUGUCAGUGUUCGACAACAGUAUGAAGACCUACAACGUGGUGGAGAACGACCCGUAUGACUGGGAGCGGACCGGUUCUGACGGGACGCUGACCAUCAGCACCACAGCCAGCACCCCUCAGCACCACACUCGCCUCACACCCGCACUCAUGGGCAUGGCGAACGCCUCCCUGGUUCCGGGAGACCUGGCGAGGGAGAACACGGAUGAUGUGCUGCAGGAUGAGCAGCUUAGUGACAACGGGGAGAACAACCCUCCUCCAGACCGCCUCCCCGGAUCCCCCAGCAUGCCACGGGCUAACCAGGAAGCAGACGUCUGGGAGGAGCUGGACCGCAACCGCAACCGGAUCAGGAAUGCCGCCUGGAAGGCAGCCACAGAGGAGGAGCACAGCAACAACCUGGGGGCCCUUCAGAGCCCCUACGCCAACCCCAGUCUGGGCUCUCCUGUUCGGGUACACUCUGAGUUGGUGGGCUCAGGGCAGGAUGGUGGUGGUCCCUUGCUCAGGAAGCUCCGUAACAUCCACAGCUUUGAGCUGGACAGGAGGCUGACCCUGGAGGCCAAACCCAGCCCGGAACGCUUCCUGGAGUCAUGCUCAGGCAAGCAGCUGGAGGGUUCAAGGCAGCAGCAGGUGAAUGGGUCUGACAUGGGUCAGGGCCUGGCUCCGUCUGUACCCGCUGGUGGUCCCACAGGACCCGGCCGUGGUGGUACGGACCGAGUCUGGCACUAUGACGAAGAGUUCCAGUCUGGUGGCGGCACCAAUGGCAGCUCGCCCAAGCCGGCGUCCCCUCACUCCCCCGGCUCCCCUAGCAGCGGGGGCUUCGUGGCCCUCAACCUAAGCUCCGGCAGGGGGGAGGUGGACUCCAGGGACUGGGUGAUGGUGGAGAGGCCCAGCGAGUCCCCGGAAACGGGAGCCAGGGCAAAGGCCACGACCAGCCCGUCUGAGGAGGAACAAGAGGACCUGGAGUUGAUGGAGGUGCCUCCGGGGGACAGGGAGAGUUCGAGGGAAAGCUCCGGUCCUGGGCAGGCUCAUGGGGACAGGGAUGGGGUCGUCCAGGGGUCACCAGGGCAGAGGGGCGGAUCCCCCAGAGCAGACAGGCUGGAGCUGAGUGUGGGACUCCCUGGAAGCCUGCCACCUGUCACUGCUUCCAGCCCCGCUGAAGCCCUGGUGGAGGGAGCGCUCACACAGCUCCCCACCUCUCCUCCGUCCCUGCCUGAGGAGAUGCUGGCCAGGAUGUCCAGUCCCCUGCUCCUGCGCUCUCCCAGCCCGCUCACCCAGACCCUCCUCACCACCUUGUCGGACCCCCUGCACCAGAGAGACCCCCCUGGGAUGAGGCGCAGCUACUCAGCCGACCAACACCACCACCAACAGCACCUCCUCCGUCCCACCUUAUCCUCCUCCUGCCACGCCUCCCUUCCUCCGCCACCUCCUCACCCUGGUUCAGCCCGUAACCAAUCGCCUGCCGGGCGCAGGAAAUUGCCCGCGAUCCCGGCGGGUGCCGCCAACUGCAAGUUCCCUUCCGUUAUACGCAUAACGCGAGCCCAACUCCAGCAGUUGACAGCUCAGCGGUCCCAGACUGGCUCAGAUCGGGCUCCACAGUACCUCCAGCUGGAGAGACGGGGGGAACCAGCCGCAGAGACCCAGCAGCCCCAGGAUAAUGCAGCUACCGUUGACAUCCACGCCCCCCAUGGCCUGGAUUGCCUGCCCACCUCUACGCAUGCCUCCUCCCAGCCCGGGAGCCCCACCACCCUUGAUGAGUUUCCCCUGGCUGAUACCCAGGUCAACGGAGGACAGACUCACCCCAACCCCCAGACCCAUGCCAAAGCCCAUAGCCCCUUGCCAAGUCGGGUGUCAUCUCCUCGCUCCCCACUCUCCCUCUGUUCUCCUCAUACUCCACGCUCUGAUUCUCCUCGCUCCCCCCUCUCCCCCUGCUCUCUUCAUUCUCCACGUUCUGAUUCUCCUCGCCCCCACCUCAGCCCAGUGUUGGCCAACGGACACCUCUCUCCUCCAGCCAAUGGCCAGGAGGCCGGCUCGGAUGGCGGAGCCUUCCCGGAGUUCAAAGACCGUGAGGAGGACCAGCUCCAGCCCAACGGUGGAGAUGAGGAGAACGCCGGUGUCCAAGCGCCAGCUCUGACUUCCUCCUCUCCGCCCUCCGUCCCACGUAGAGACCCCUCCCGUAGGCUCAGCCGCAUCCCGGUCUUGGAGGCUUCUGGCCUGUUGGACCUCCCUCCUGCGCCUGGUUCGGCCAUGGAGAAGCUGCUCCUGAAGAAAGCCCACAACCACGGUGGAGGAGCGCCCUCCCCAGUGGCCUCCCCCUCUCUCCCCCACCGCGGCCCCGCUGUCGCCUCGCUCCCUCGCGGCGAGCCGCUGUCCUCCGCCUCGGACCGCUCGGAGACAGGCGACGAGUCGUUCCAGGGAUCGCGCUCCGACCGCCAGGGGGAGGACGCCCCGUCCCUGUCCUCCUCCUCCAGCCCCCUGUCCCGUAAGAGCCGGAUCCCUCGGCCCGUCAACCCACCGAGCCUGGCUCCAGAGUACCUGCCACGCCCACCCCCGGGGAAACCGCCCAGUCGCGCUGCAGUGGAGGGCAGACUGAGGCGGUACCGUAUCCGUGCGGGCAGCACCAGCGACUCCGACCUCCUGACCUGCCUGGCCCAGCUGAUGCACCACGGUCAUCCCGGCGCUCCUGCCCGCGGCUCCCCCCAGCACGGACGCUCCUCCCAGCACGGAGGCUCCCGGGUGGGCGUGUGUAGCCUGACCAGCUCCCCCCACCAUCACCGUAGCUCCAGCGCCUCCCCGCGCAGCUCCUCCUCCCUCCAGCGCUCGGUCUCCUCCUCCCCCUCCCGCCAUGAACACCGCGGGGGGGAGAGAGGCGUGUGCCUCGGCCGUUCCCGCUCCCCUCCUAGCUUCUCCGGGUCCCCCCCUCCUCCGCGGCGCUCCUACCCCCACCACCACCAGGAGAUGUGCUGUGGCCGCCAGGCCCGCUCCGUCCCCUUCCACCACCCCAGGGGUAAAGCCUGCAGCCGCGAGGAGAGGGAGAGGAAGUGCUCCGGCAAGCUGAGCAGCAGAUAGUGGACGGCCGCUCCAGCCUGGUGCGUCUGAUCCCCCUGUGCCAAAUGUCUCCGAGUGGGAGUGCAGAUCCUGGAACAGUUCUCCUCCGUCCAUGUAAUUGUUUUCAGUAUCACCUGAAAGGUACAACUGUUCCUCGAUCAGUAGUCCUAUUCUCAGAUGGUUUGUGAAUACGUCCAGCGGUGGAGGUCGGCAUCCGGAGGUUUGGCCACAACAGACAGUCCUAGUUGAGGUUGAUGAAGACCCCGAGGCUGCUGCCAGAGAAUAACUAGCUUUGUCCCCUUUGGCCUCCCUCUUUUAAACAUUCCCCUGUUUCUUCUGCAGUGACUUCUGUUUUGUCAGAGUUCCAUCUGUCAUUAAUGCAGUCAUGUGAAAAAGUAAGUACACCACCUAGAACGUUUUUGUUUUAAAUAUUUGCAGAUAUGGACAUGUAAUCUUCACUUCAACACUAUUGACAGAAAAAAAGGAACCUAAUUUAAGAAAUUAUACUGAAAGAUUAUACUUUCAAAUAUCCACAGAAAUGGAGUUUAAUAGUAAAUCAUUAGCUUUUGUUCCUUGUUUUGCUGAAAUUACUUCAUACAGCUGUUUCCUAUAACUGUUGGUCUCUAACAUCGACAGGAAGGAGUUGUUGCCCAAUCUUUAUAGUUUUACUUCAGUUGUGUCAAUUUUGAGGGCUUUUUUAUUCAGGCCCAGCUUCAAGUCCCCCCACAGUAUUGCGAUAAGAUUGACAUCAGGGCUUUGGCAGGGCUUUAUGGGGCAUUCUGUUAUAGAUUUGCUUGUGUGUUUUGGAUCAUUGUCUUGUUGCAAGAUUCAUUUUCGGUUCAGCUUCACACUUUUGAGAGAUGGUCUUGAAUUCUCUAAUACAAUAUGGAAUUCAUUGCUGACUCAGUGAUGUCAGGCUCUGAGGCGGCAAAGCAGCCCCAAACCAUAAUACCACCACCUCCAUGCUUAAUGGUUGGUUUGAGUUUCUCCUGUUCAUAGGCAAUUGUUCGUUGUCACCAAACAUGGUGUCUGGCAUGGCAGCCAAACAACUCCACAUUAGACUCAUCUGUUCAGAGCACAUUAUUCCAGUUGUUUCGUCUUUACACAGGUGUUGUCCAGCAAACGUCAGUCAUGUCUUGAUAUUCUUUUUUGAGAGCAGAGGAUUAUUCCUUCCUGAAUUCCCAUGUAGACCAAAUUUGUGCCGUCUCUUUCUGACAGUUCACUCAUGUACUUCAAUAUUGAUUGUAGCAUGAGAAGCCUGUGGAUUCCUUGAUGUAACCCUGGAGUUCUUAGAGACAUAUAUGAACAUCUUUCCGUAAGCUCUCGGAUUUUGGUAGGACGACCUGUCCGAUGUAGAAUACCAGUGGUCUGGAAUUUGUAGGUGAUCUGUUGGACACUGGAAAUAUUUACUUUUAAUUGCUUUAAAAUGGUUUGUAACCCAACCCAGAAUCAUGGACAUCAAUAACCUUUAGUCUGAGGGCCUUGGAUAGGUCUUCUGAUGUGUUGCCACAUGUGUUGCCCCAUGAUGUGUUACCACAUAAAACUGCCAUGUAGUUAAGACCAAACCAGAUCAAGUUUCUAUUCUUCAGGUCUGUACUCUAAAAGCCCUGUUUUGGUGGAUCUCAUUCUAUUUUUAGCCAUUAGCCAUAUGUGUUGGGAAAGUUAGGGGUGUACUAACUUUUUCUGCUUAAGGAAAUUGCAUUUCUGUUUAUUUUAAUUGCAUAAACUGUUUCAGGUUUUUGGUGUGACUUAUUUAUUUGGAUUACCUGAACAUGGCCGAACAUCAAUGAACAUGGCUGGAAUUUAGCUGAAAAAAGUAUUUGUCCAAAUAGGUAAAAAAUAAAAGAAACUCCAGGCGGUGUAAUGUUUCACACAACUGUAUGUCCAUUUUAAUUACCGUAUCUCGUGCAAAAGGUAUCCAUGAGAAUUAUGCUGUGUAUAAGAUUUAGAGAUACUUAGGCUGUCUUCAUCAAUACAUUUUAACUUAUCCCCAUUUAGAAUACCUUAAGACGGUAAUGGUGGAAAUUCAAUGGAGGAGCACUUAUUCAUUAAUCACCAACCAAUUGACUAUUGACUAAUUACAUUGCUCUUUCCACCGUAAUGCCCUGGAAAGUGCAGGGUAUAGCAGGGUUUCCUGCAUGGCCAAGACGUUCUCUACAGAAAUGUACACUAACUAACAACAUGUACACACUAACUGACAAGGUCACCGGCUGGUGGGUCCUCUUUCUCUCGCCCUCUCUGACAUUAGAAAUACUUUAUAGUGAAUGUCCUUUACUUCAAAGGCAUCUAAAGCCAUCAGUCGAUCAAUAGAAGGGUGAUCUUACUUUUAAUACAAUCAUAUAAAGUGUGAGUUUGCUCACAUAUGUACAUGUGCCUGCUGUGUGGAUUGAUUGAUUGAUCAGGGGACUCCAGCUAAAUGUGCGAUCAAAGUAGCCAUGAUUCCCUUUGCUCAGCUUGAGAAAGGAGUUGGACUUUACGUCCCAUUUCUCAACACUUCUGUCCUGGACUUGAAAGGGAAUGACCGGUCUGAGACAUAAUGGUAACACUCCCUAGCCUUGCCCGUGCUUACAUAAAUACAAUGACUUUACGUGCACACUUUGGAAGUAUUGGGACACUGCAGACAAGUCAUAUUGUACUCUUCGGGGUUGGGGUCAAUUUCGUUUCAAUUCCUGAUGAUUCCGAAAGUAGAGUGAAAUUCCAAUUUCCUUCAGUCCCUUUUCAGUUAGGAAUUGGAUGAAUGAAUCAUCUUGUGACUGACUGAAGAUGAAAUGAAAUUGAGCCCAACCCUGGUAUUCUUUAAGGGACUAGUAGAGAAUACAUGGCAACACUAAGUAAUCAUUAACCCUUGUCUUAAUGUGAGUCUUGUCUUGGCACUAUGGGCAGCUUUGGGUUUCUCUACAAGGUAUGCUACUCAUUUUGACAAAAGAAGCCAAAUAAGACUUAUUUGCGCUAGCAGCAAAGACAGUCCUUUUCAUGUGGACACACCAGUAUUAUUCACUACAAGGGAAAGCAAAGUGAAUGUUUCUAUUGUAUUUAUUCAGACAUUAUUUGCAGAGUGCUUUUUUGUUUAAUAUAUUAAAGAGUGGGAAUGUUUUUGAAAUAAAACUUAAUUUAUCCUGUUUUGUAUCAAGUUGAUGACAGGUCCAACAUUUCUGUCAAAUAAUGUCACACUAUUUAUGCCAUAUAAAUAUAUCAUAUACCAAAACAAUGUUUCAGUCUCCCAAAGGAUAAAAAAAUAAACAUGCGCGAGAGAAUGUUUUUUUUGUUUUGUUAUUACAUGUUUUUUGCACUUUUAUCAGAAACAGUUAAUAUAUUGUUUGAGAACCAACCCUAUUCCUUCAUUCAGACCGAAUGAACACUCUCAUUUAAACCCUUGAUUAACCUUUCUUUUACUUACCACACCUUGUCCCUACAACUCUGCUUGUAAGAUACUGUGAUAUAACUAAUCCUAGCUUCCAGCACUACUACUCUUUGCAUGCGCUGCCUACAGAGAAAAAAUACAAUGAAACAAUCAGCUAAUCAGUGAAGAGAACAGCAUACCAAUUCCCACAAUGCAUUGUUAUUGUCCGAAAGGGAAUUAUUCUUCAUACUGGAUAGUAUUAUAUGUGUUUUGUAUUUCCUUUCUCAUUGCGAUCUCGAUCAAUCUUCACUUUUAUCGUCCCACCUGGUCCACAGCAUUAAUCAGUCUUUUAGUUCACUAAACUAUUCAUUUGGUUGAGUAGUACUCUUAGAAAGUAUGCUUUAUUCAUUUGGUUGAGUAGUACUCUUAGAAAGUAUGCUUUAUUGAUUUGAUUGAGUAGUACUCUUAGAAAGGUAUGCUUUAUUCAUUUGAUUGAGCAGUACUCUUAGAAAGAUAUUCUUUAUUCAUUUGAUUGGGUAGUACUCUUAGAAAGGUAUGCUUUAUUCAUUAGAUUGAGUAGUACUCUUAGAAAGUAUGCUUUAUUCAUUUGACGUUGUUCCGAUUUACUGAUUUUCAUGAAGUGACAUUGUAUGUAUGUGACGAGGACAAUUGUAUUAUACAGCGAAUGAGAAACAGAUUGAGUUGGGAAACUGUUAUUGUGUAAUAAUAUAAUCUAGGCCAAGUUAUUUGUUGCGCUCGGUAAUUGUGAUUGAUUUUCCGUACCUGCAAACAUUCUGGUGAGGUUCCAGGUUCAUUAAAUUACAGAUAGAUUGAUAGAGGUUGGAUUUCACCAUUCUGUUUAACAUUACAGGAACCCCACCAGUGACUUUAUUUAUCUGAUGACCUAUUCAACAUGCGCUCCAGUGUGUGAGGCAGCCAGGAACUCCCCUUCUAAGUUGAAGAGCAGCUAUGAUAUGACUCUAGAGGCAGACAGGGUUCAGUCAGUCAGUCAGAAGCCUUAAUCAUGUUCAGUUCCCCUGGCUGUGUAAAGCAAGGGAUAACUAAAUAGUGUCUGUCUGUCUGCGCUAAGGAUCCAUCGCUACACUUUCUAGCAGCUAACCAACUCUCAAGCCCCUUCCAUUAUCUCUGUAAGGUUCUCCCUUAUCAUCCUUGAUGUGUGUGGUCCGAUAUUUCUUGCCUAUAUUUGACUGACCAGUGGCAGAGUACGGGUUUGUGGAUUGGAGAUAGGUAUAUUUGCUUUCUGUGGGUAGCUCUGCUCUUAUUGGCCACAUCGGCCCAAUAAAGUUGCCCUAUGGCUGGACAGAAUGUGUGGAUUUAGCAUCAGUAGCCAGUCUCUGAGCUGUCUCUGGAUUCUGUAAUCAGAACCGAGGUUGAAAUGUUGCAAAUUCCUCAAGGGUGUACGAUAAAGACAGUUUUUUGUUGUCUAGAAAAUGCGAACAUCCACAUAGUACCAGACACAGCAGUAUUGAGCUAUAUUUUACAUUCUUGGUACCUCCAUAAGCUAACAAACUUCAGCUGUAGUUGCUCAAAACAUUUAAUAUAUACCUGUAAAAUGUUCAAAUUAUUUAUAUAAAAAAUAAUCUUGAUUAACCAUAUGUCACUGCUUCAGUAAAAUGGAAAAGCUAAAGGAAUAAACAGUGCUGCUGAUUUUGGAGGAAAAAAAAUAGAUAAUCAUAGUAUUUGUAUUUUAUUGUUAUUAUUGCACAGUGGUAUAUUCUUACUUUCCUGACUGAGAUUAUGAUUUGUCACUAAUUGUAUGGUGGUGUGAUUGUAAAGGUGUUACCAAGGUGACAUAGACUGCCUGUAUCUGUGGUCCAAUGAUUGUACUCAUUGAUGGCCAUAGAUACUGUGUUCAUGAAAGUGUUUGGGCCAAUAGGCCCAACAUCUAAAACAACAUUGACAACAACAAUAUGAUUUGUUUGAUAUCUGGCAUGGAUGUUCAUCGUUGGCACCCAUUGCCUCUGUGGUUUCAGUUUUAGAUAUUUCUUGAAAUGGUUCACGUUUUAGUCCUGUGUUGAAAUGUAAGUUUUAAAAUGUAUGUACAGUCACAUGGAAAGAAUGUAACAGGAGGAUCUCAUUGUACAUAACUGUAAUUAUUUGUUUAUUUUAUCAUUUGUACCAUAUUUGUACAGUGUUUUUUUCUGUUUGUUUAAAAUUAUUUUGUAUUUUAUUUUUAUAAACUGGUUAUCAAUAAAAUACUCAUUCAGCAUGCAGAAAAAUAA
This is a messenger RNA of Esox lucius (northern pike), 9938 nucleotides long. It is a transcript of the gene ttbk2a, whose product is annotated as tau tubulin kinase 2a. Gene Ontology annotation, molecular function: ATP binding; protein serine/threonine kinase activity. Gene Ontology annotation, cellular component: ciliary transition zone; ciliary basal body; nucleus. The record is from RefSeq and is a predicted model, not a curated record. The transcript has 14 exons. The coding region runs from base 483 to 4376 and encodes 1297 amino acids. Gene Ontology annotation, biological process: peptidyl-serine phosphorylation; signal transduction; cilium assembly. Lineage: Eukaryota; Metazoa; Chordata; Actinopteri; Esociformes; Esocidae.